This is a messenger RNA of Pelobates cultripes (western spadefoot toad), 596 nucleotides long. The record is from the annotation of a GenBank genome assembly. Lineage: Eukaryota; Metazoa; Chordata; Amphibia; Anura; Pelobatidae.
AUGUUUGCGGUGCUCCUGUCCAAAAACAGGAAUUCUGCACAACAUUUUGGCUCCUACGCCCUACAACACUAUGGGAAACAAGCAAAGAAGCUCAAGGCCUACUCAGACGAAGGUACACAACAGAUUGGAGGUAUCUUCCCGGUUCGGCCUAAACUUAAAACGGCUGCGUGGCUGGACUCUCAAGACCCUUCCUUGGAAGAUUAAAUAUUGGACUCCCCUGAUCCUAUCCUGAGGCAGAAGACCUGUUCUCGACUUCACAGCUGGGGGACCUGGGGGCUCCAGCCAUCAAAGGUGACAUACUAAGCCUCCUGAAACACUUACGCACCUGGUUCCGCACUGACAUUGCGGUUCUUCGUGAAGAAAUCACAGCUGUCACCGACAGGGUGAGGGCCACUGAAGAGGAUGUCUCCUCCAUGACCCAACAUCAGGAAAUAACGGAGCAAAAGCUCCAGCAGCUCCAGUCCUCACAUCAGGCUAUGCAAGUCAGAAUGGACGUGCAAGGCGACGCAGCAACAUCAAAAUCAGAGGCAUUGCUGAAUCAGUCGAUGAUAAAGAGCUACUCCACUUUAUCCAAUGCCUCCUGUCUGCGAUUCUGA